This is a messenger RNA of Drosophila teissieri, 1425 nucleotides long. RefSeq lists its product as uncharacterized. The transcript has 2 exons. The coding region runs from base 1 to 930 and encodes 309 amino acids. NCBI's taxonomy places the organism in Eukaryota, Metazoa, Arthropoda, Insecta, Diptera, Drosophilidae. The record is from RefSeq and is a predicted model, not a curated record.
AUGGAACAAAAAGAACCAUUAAUAAUUACACAAUCUGGAAGUAUAACUCAGCCAGUCAACAGGCAAGGAGCUGAUUUUGAGAAAAAAACUAAGGAGGAUGUAUUUUCUUCAAGGUUCAAUAAAAACGAUGUCAAAGAAAGUCGGUGUAAUGACUAUAAACAUUAUCAAUUAAAAUGUAAAAACAACGAUGAAAACUCGUCACUUGACAUUCAAAUUGCAGAAAGUUCUUCAAAAUAUAUUUCGAGAGAACUAAAACCUCACGAGUACGGAUUCCCGAAAGAUAAACAAAUUAUUAAUGAAAUAUCGGAUGAAUUAACGAACACAGAUGAAAAUAUUCAUAAGGUUCAGAAUUUAAAAAAAUCCGAGUCUAUAUUGAAUUUUGAAAAAUGUUCUGAAAUAAAUUUAACCGAUAAACGUUUACAUAAAAACCUAAAUGUGGGUCCUAUGGAAAAAAUUGCCUUGGAUAAACAAGCAAUGUUUAUUAAAUUUAAUUCUCUGGAAUUGUGCGCUGAUAAAGUAUUUAGUUUACGCGUACAGGAAAACUGUUGUACUGAUAUUCAUAAAUGCGUAGUAGAUUCCGAGUCGAAGAAGUCAAAACAAAUUGAAAAGUGUUUGGGUUUGGAUAAUAAAAACAUCGAAAGGUAUGCUUGCAACGUUUCUAGUGGACCACGUAAAAAUAAUACUACAUCAAAACCUCAAAUCGUAAAUGAGAGUCGUCCUAUUUACCCCAAUGUGCCGUAUAGCCCUUAUAGUACUCCAUUCAGUAGUCCUCGAUCUAGUCGACGGAAGCCAGCUUUUCGGGAGUCUAGAAGGAUAUCGAUGGAUAAAUCUGGAAGUUUUCUGCAGUUAAAUCAAUAUAGAUUAAUGGAACAAAUUGGACAGGCCCAUCGACAUUGUGGAAUAUCAUUUGCAUGCUCGACGAGUGCGUGAGAACGGUCUAGAAAACAUUUGGUUAUAUCAAGUGCUCGGUAACACCGUUAUAUCCAGAAAUGGUCCUUCCACGGAAUUCCACUCACAAAAAGAACCAUCAGCAACAACAAACUGCAAGUCAGUCACCAGGAGCAGUCUCCAAAUACUAAUGCAUUACAACUUCACCAACUUAAAAUCAUCAAGGGUUGCAAGUGGGCUAGUUACGGGCAUUCUAGAUCUUACUAUGCGUUUUAUCCAGCUUUUAGAGUUUCGAAUCACUCAUAACUUUUCUUUUCUACCAAUAAAUACCCUAAAAUUAAAGGUUCUAAUAGGCCACUAUAUAACGCAAUCAUCACGAUAGCAACGAAGCAACUGGAUCAGGCAGUCUCACUUACUGGCCUUCAGAUCCCAGAAAACUUUGAGAUUUAAAUGAUUUUGCUAUGACAAUAAAUAUAUCUCGCAAUCUAAUAACUGCAAAAGCGCUUUUUAUCCUUUUAUCGGACCACUUACUAGUGA